Messenger RNA from Drosophila hydei, 1155 nucleotides. RefSeq names its product nucleolar protein dao-5-like. Gene Ontology annotation, biological process: sperm DNA condensation; spermatogenesis. The transcript has 3 exons. The record is from RefSeq and is a predicted model, not a curated record. Lineage: Eukaryota; Metazoa; Arthropoda; Insecta; Diptera; Drosophilidae. Bases 141 to 1004 code for a protein of 287 amino acids.
UAAGUAUUUAGUCACAGCUCGUGAAACAAGCAACUAAUUUUUGUUUUAAUUUUUAUGUCUUUUAGUUUGGAAUUCAGUAAUAAAUUUUGUACAUGUGAUUUUAAAUUGAUUCAAAAGAUUUUUAAACUAAAAUUAGUAAAAUGGGCGAUAGCGAGAUUUUAUUAGCUCAAAAAAGCUUUCUUAAAGGACCCGUGACCAACAAUGGGUUUGUAAACUUCAUGCGAGAUUAUACAGCAGGAUCGCGCGGGCUUGAUGUACCCGAUGUUAUAAAGGGAGGCAAGUUAUGGAACCGGCUGCCCUUAUCUGAGCGAAAGAAAUAUCGUUUCGCUGAGGAAGAUUACGAUGAAGACGAUGACGAUGCAAAAGAUGGCGAAUGUGAAACCGAUGAUGGCGAUAUGGAAGAUGACAUGGAUGACGACAUGGAUGGAAAUGCGGAUGAAGAUGCGGAUGACGUGGAUGAAAUGGAUGAUGAGGAAGUGGUGAAAGACGUCGAUGAAAAGGAUAAGGAUGACAUGGAUGACAUGGAUGACGCGUGUCGACGACCGAACCCAUGCUGCCCUAAACCGAAGCCCAGCUGUAAGCCCCGUCGACGUCGUCCAAAGCCUUGCUCUCCCAAGCCGAAACCAUGCUGCCCCAAACCAAAGCCAAGCUGUAAGCGUCGACGUCGUCCAAAGCGAAGCUGCCCAAAGCCGAAGCCAAGCUGCUCAAAGCCGAAGCGUAGCUGCCCAAAGCCGAAGCGAUGCUGCCCAAAGCCAAAGCCACGCUGUCCGAAGCCUUGCCCGAAAAAGAUGAAAUGCCAAAAGCCAGGCCCAGUAACUAAUAAUGGGUACUUAAACUUUUUGCGGGCCUAUCGACGCAAACACUGUGGACUCAAACCCAAAGAUUUGGUCAUGAAGGCUGCACGAGCAUGGUGUAGACUAUCCGAAUGCCAAAAGGAUUACUAUCGUCGUCAGUCAUCCCUAGGCUUGCAAGGUGACGACCAGCUGUCGUCACAAGCGGCGUAGAGUGUGCGCUAAAUGAAGCUGCCCUCUACUCGAAAUCAAGCAGAUGAUCUCAACUAUGCCAUCCGUCAAAUGUGUUCCAUGUCCUAGUCUAUGAGGGUGCCCUUCACUGCACAUUUGUACGAUGCCGUCUCUUCUAUGUGCUGCAUGUUGU